Molecule: messenger RNA, 2738 nt
Organism: Hypoxylon trugodes
Lineage: Eukaryota; Fungi; Ascomycota; Sordariomycetes; Xylariales; Hypoxylaceae
Product: exonuclease
Exons: 1
Coding region: 93-2243 (716 amino acids)
Cellular component (GO): nucleus
Molecular function (GO): exonuclease activity; nucleic acid binding
Source: RefSeq, a predicted model, not a curated record
CUUAAAUUUUGAUGGUUCUACCAUUCAUUCAUGCUUCUAGCAUCUUUCUCAAAUCAAUUCCUUAGGAACGUCCCUAUACAAGCAACGCUGUUAUGGACUCCGCUGCUGGGCUUCCUGAAGGUGAUUUUUUGACCGAUUCUUUUGAGUUGAAUGCCAUGAACGAACCCGUUCCAAUGGCAGAUUCCACCUCCGCCUUCGACAUAAAUGUCGAAGCUUCUCCGGCGCAAAUCCCCGCUGGACUUGCACAAGACACCCCAAUUGCAACGCCUGCGAUACCUGCAACACCUGCAACCGGUGAAGCAUUAAAGCGACCGAAGCCACAUGACGAGCCCGACGAGGGAUGGGAAAUUGUCGACCGACGCUCGUCCAAGAAGGCGAAAAAAGAUAAGAAAGAAAAGAAGAUUCCUGCGCCGCAAUCGACAAAUUAUCCUUCAAUUGUCUUCAACUACAACGCCAAGCUCCAAUCAAAAAUUGGACUUGAUUCGCUGCGCAGCCUUAUCCUUUAUAUUUUCGCCGAUGGUAUAGCGCCGCAAUGGGUCGCCGUCUCCCAACGACCUCAGUUCCGAAAGAUUGUCGCAAUAAUGGUACCGGGACUGGAGGAGGCUAUGUUCAAACCAGACACCGACUUCGCGACAUACAAUGCCGUUCCUCUCGACCUCGACCAAAAAGCUCGAGUACUUACAUCGCCCGACGACUACUAUCCGCGAUUACUCAAAAAGGACGAGCUCCCGGAAAUCUUAAAGGACUUUGCGGAUAUGUUUCCACACCUUUGGCCAGUCAAGACUCCUGGAAACGAGAAGUAUGGAACUAUACGUUCGCCAAUUGGGACCGUACUUACAGCGCCCAAUGAGAAGACGAAAGAACCCAAAGGCCAGAACGGUGCCCGGCACGUGAAGGAGCCCCAAGGCUGGAAGGACGAGCGAACGAGGAUCACCGAGUUCCUCAUGAUGCCGGAGGAUUUUCAAUCCAAUGGCUACUUAUUACAUCCUGCCCUCAUACCCAUCGACCGUCGUAGAAACUACCAAGAUCCAGAGGGUUGGGUUCACACCAAUGUCCAGAACCCCGAAGAUGGUGACGCUCCAGAGGAAGAGAUACAGCAAGGAAGCGUCACAGCGGGUCGAGAAGUCCUUGCGCUAGAUUGUGAGAUGUGUAUGACAGGUCCUGACGAAUUCUCUCUCACGAGAGUGAGUCUGCUUAGUUGGGAUGGGACCGUAGUCCUUGAUGAGCUCGUCAAGCCAGACAAGCCGAUCACGGACUAUCUCACCCGAUAUUCCGGCAUCACGGAAGAAAUGUUAGCGCCAGUGACUACGACACUACAGGAUAUCCAGGCCAAGCUCCUUCAUAUCCUCCACCCCCGCACAAUUCUUCUAGGGCAUUCGUUAGAAUCGGACUUAAAAGCUCUACAACUCACUCAUCCCUUUGUUGUCGACACCUCGAUCCUCUUCCCACACAACCGAGGACCCCCCUUGAAGAAUGGCCUAAAGUUCCUGGCGCAACGAUUCCUCAAGCGUGAGAUUCAAAAGGGCGCCGCAGGGCACGACUCUAUAGAAGAUGCGAAGGCCUGUCUAGAUCUCGUCAAGCAGAAAUGCGAGAAGGGCAAAGCUUGGGGGAACAACGACUCACAGGGUGAGAAUCUGUUUCGCCGACUGACGCGACAAGGCAAAGCCUACCGCGCUAACGGCGGCGUCGAGGCCAAGGGAGGUGUGAACGUUGGGAAGACCAGUGCUAUGGUGGACUGGGGUGACCCGAUGAAGGGUGCUGGUGCAGCCGCGACGUUUCCCAUAGGUUGCGGAUCGGACGAGGAGGUAGCCAACGGGACUAUCAGAGCCGUAAUGGGUGAUCCGACUGGGGAGGAAAUACCUGCUGGUGGUGUCGAUUUUGUAUUUGCCCGAUUCCGCGAGUUGGAAGCGUUCCAAGGAUGGUGGAACGGAAGAGGUGACCUGACGCCUCCUGAUCUCUCUGGCGUGUCCCUUGAGACAUGCAUACAGAACCUUACACAGCGCAUCAAGCGCAUCCACGACUCGUUACCCCCUUGCACAGGUUUUAUCGUGUUUAGCGGUUCUGGAGAUCCCCGUGAGAUGGCAAGGAUGCAAGCGAUGCAGGCCCAAUUCAAGAAAGAAUACAAUGGGUCUGGUAAAGCUUGGGAGGAUCUUAGUGUUAAAUGGACUGACAGGGAGGACCAGGCGUUGAGAAAGGCGGCUGGCGUUGCGAGAAAUGGCAUUGGGUUCAUUGGAGUCAAAUGAAUGAGGCGAAUGUUGUUCCUGGGUUGGUGGUUCUCUGAUAUUUUCAUGAUAGGACAUGUCAGUGGCGUGAGGGGACCCAUGAGAUACGAGAACAUGAGCCAUGAAUGCGGUUUAGCACUUGGGCAUUGGGAUUAUGAGAUACCCCGUUUCAUACUCUUUCUCCAUUUGGGAUGGGUAUAUAGGCCUACCAAAGAAAUAGGUGGCUGGCUUUCAAUAUUCAUUGUUUUUCGGGAUCUUGGAUAGUUUUACGUGAAUUAUGUGUGAAGUGAUACCAUUUUAUGUACUUAACUGGUCGGUAUAUGCGUUGUUUACGAUAUAACCUCAUUGACAUCAUACACGUGAGUGUAGCGGCUGCCCAGGCGGUUCUAAGUUCACAUUACAGGGGGGGUUCUGUAUCGCUUAUCGAGACCCGCAGUGGGUCUACCAGCCCCAUAAAUGCAGGAACCCGCUGAACGAUCUCCGAUGGAUCCAUCCAUCAAUUGUUCAAUCAUUCCA